This is a messenger RNA of Hepatospora eriocheir, 666 nucleotides long. The record is from the annotation of a GenBank genome assembly. NCBI's taxonomy places the organism in Eukaryota, Fungi, Microsporidia, Hepatosporidae.
AUGAUCAAAUUACAUGGUUAUAUAUCUACCAAAGAGGAAGCUGUUCUAGUGUUUGAAGCAGUCAAAUUGGGCUAUUUAACACCAGUGACCAAUAGAUUUACGCCGAAAGAAAAAGAUUCUAUCACCCAUGGUGACAUCUUAUGUUUUGUAGAAUCUCCGAAGGGAAUGAAGCGAUGGACUGAUGGAAAAAGCUGGUCUCCGUCUAAAAUUUCCGGUGAGUUUCUUUUAUACACAGAGGUACCUAGGUUUUUCUCUAAGAGUGCUAUUCAGAAAAGAAAAAGAUUGUUGGGUUAUAGUUGUAGAGAAGGUGAAAAGGAAAUAUCUGCUGAUCCCUGUGUUCUCAAUAAAAAAUGCAUUAAUUUUAUAAUAGAUGGAUGUACAUACCAUCUUAUCAACUAUUAUAGACCUGUUUUAUCUAAUAAUUCAUUACUUUCAAGUCCUUUCUUUAGGUCUUUAUAUAAAGCCCUUCAAAGAUAUAAAAAAGUCUUUAAUAAAGAAUUCGUAUUAAAUUUACCUACUGAUUCUAAUGAGAGAGAAGAAUUUUUACUAAAAAACUAUCAGAUACUUAGACCUGAAAAUAAUAUGUUUACUCAGUUACACAAUAUAAAAGAGAGUGAAGACAUUGCUAUUGAAGGAUUAAUUAAGCUAUUCAAUCAUAAAAACUAA